UUAUUAGUUUGAAGUCGAAGUCGGGAAUGUGAUGGAAGUAAUCAUGGAACAAUUGGCGGCCUUUGAUUUGGAUAUCGCCUACUUACGUGGCAAAGGAGAAACCAAGAAAAUCGCCGACGAAAUUGGAUUCGAGUUGAAGUUUCCUCGUUUAUACGGUCGGCAAAAAAACCGCACCAAUCUACAAACCGAGGGUACGGAGCUUCUGGUAUAUUUCUGGUUUGUUUUCCGAAUUAAGAACUUCAAUUUAUAAUAGCCAAGAUCAUGACUUAGGCCCGUAUCGUCAGUCGUCCCUACAAUUUUAGGGCGCGCUUAU
Messenger RNA from Acanthoscelides obtectus, 313 nucleotides. The record is from the annotation of a GenBank genome assembly. NCBI's taxonomy places the organism in Eukaryota, Metazoa, Arthropoda, Insecta, Coleoptera, Chrysomelidae.